Molecule: messenger RNA, 828 nt
Organism: Zychaea mexicana
Lineage: Eukaryota; Fungi; Mucoromycota; Mucoromycetes; Mucorales; Lichtheimiaceae
Exons: 2
Coding region: 1-828 (275 amino acids)
Source: RefSeq, a predicted model, not a curated record
AUGCCAGCCAGCCAUGGCAAAGCUGUAGUGCGGCGACUCGGUGUGCUGCUUGCCGUUUUGGUGAUUCAAGUUGGCAUUCCACUGGCAUUAUACUAUGGCCUGCGAAACGUGAUCGGUGUUGUUUUAGCCUUAGUAAUUUCCGGAAUUCCACCAUUCCUUAUGGUCAUUUACACUUUUAUCAAAAACCGAAGACUCGACGCGCUUGGCGUAAUUAUUGCACUUUCAUUUAUCCUUUCAGGUGUUGUUUCAAUUGUCAGUGGGGACGCUCGCGCGGCUUUAGUCCGUGAUGCCGCUGUUGGUGCUAUCAUUGGCGGCUUCUUUCUGGUCACCUUGAUUCCUAUCAACACCAAGUGGUUGGUGCUUCGUCCACUCAUCUACAUUAUAUCAGCUGAGAUGCUCGGCGGUAUCAAAUACGAGUGGACUGAUCGCGAUGGUGUCAGCCAAGAGCAGAGCAUGAUGGAGUGGCAAUGGGAACACAUUCGAUUUUACCGUAUUAAUGCGCGCUUACAAACGGCAGGUUGGGGUCUUUUGUUGAUUCUUAAGUUGGUCGCAUGUGUCUGCAUGGUCGAGUUGACAGAUCUGUCGGCUGACGAUAUCGUCAAGUAUGACAACAUCGCUACUGCUGUUGUUGUUGUCCUCAUGGUCACUGCUAGCAUCAUUGCAGGUUACUACGGAGGCAAAGUUGAAAAGAAGAUUGGCCAGCAGUGGACCCAGGAGAAUGAUUUCACCGACAAGUUUGAAGGACAGCAACAGCAACAGCAACAGCAGCAGUACCCACACCACCAAGAAGAUGGUAACGAUGAAAGGCAUGUAAACCACAUGGUGUAA